AAACCAUAUUGAGUACGACACUUUAUAAUUCUCAUUUUGAACUUACAUCAAGAUUUGAUGCAUAGUUGUUGUUCCAAAUUGUUAGUAUUAUAUAAAGAAUGCUGAGGCAAACCACACUCGCAUUCUGCUAGAACUAUUGUUAAAUCUGCUAUAUGCUAAUAAAAGCAAAUUAAGUAAAUGAUCGAGUGCUACAGCCAGAUUUUCACUACAUGCACAUGGCACAUGGGCCACGUAUGGAUGACAGUCACCUGGUCUACCACCGAACAGAUAAGGAGAGAGACUAGGGGAAUAAAUCCCCAAUCCUCACGAUACUGGAAUCGGCGGAUAGCCCACGGCCGACCGACACCACCUCCACGCACGCCGCCGUCUGGGGCAUUCACCGGCGACGAGAGACGCUCCCGUCGCGCUCGUCCUUGUCUGAUGAUCCUCCAGAGAGCAGGCUGCCCAGCGCGACGCCGUUGGAGGCGCCGUUCACAAGCCCGAGGGCGGCCGGGCUCUAAGUCUCCCUGCGCGUGCGGCGCGGCUGCUCGACGGAGGGCUUGACAUGGCGAAGCCAAAGGGCAUAAGGCAGUGGCGAGGCGGAGGCGUGUUGGGCGUCGGGGAUGGCAGGCGCGGAGGCACGGUGGCGUUAUCGGCCGCAGCGUCUGAGAAGUUGUGUACGCAUGAUCCGAAGACGGAGGUCGAGGCCCCGGCCGGAGCGGAGACGGAGGCGAGGGCGUCGCCCUCCACCUCAACAACCGCAGGGGUCAGAGGCGGCAGAGAAGCAGCCUCGCGGCUUUGUCGGUCACGUCCUCGUGCAGGGGUGAUGACGACACCGGUCGGUUCAAGGCCCUGCAUCGGCAGCGGCACCACGGGCUGCCGUGCAGCCGACACAAAGGCCAGCAUCGGCGGCGCCGUGGCAGUGUGUUGGUGGCGGCGACGAGAGCCGCUGUACUUUCCUGCACCAUCGCGUUGGAGUCCACGUACGCCAUGACGGAGCCAUCUUUCUGAUUCCAGAUGCCCGUUGAUUCAAGAAAGAAGCAGGCAAUCGGCCAUUGGAUUCUUAAUGCUGUUAAGAAAAUAGACAAUCCAGUUAGCUUUCUCCGGAUGGAUUUCUUGUACGGACGCAUCAUAGAUGCACGUUGUCUUCUCCGGACGACGGCGUGAUGCCGUUCGGCUGCCCCGGCCACACAACACCACAGCGGACGUGCGAGCCCGACGCCUCUUACUGUUGUUGCCCGAGAUUGAAUAAAAGUGAAUGGACGAUCA
Molecule: messenger RNA, 1248 nt
Organism: Hordeum vulgare subsp. vulgare (domesticated barley)
Lineage: Eukaryota; Viridiplantae; Streptophyta; Magnoliopsida; Poales; Poaceae
Exons: 1
Coding region: 545-973 (142 amino acids)
Source: RefSeq, a predicted model, not a curated record